CCACGCAGCCAAAGACUGUUGGGACAAUGGAGCCGGAGUAGAAGUAAAUUUGUAGCCUAGACUGCAGUCUCCAGCACACAUGGAUGUGUUCAGCUUUGUGAAGAUGCCAAAGCUGUCAGGCCACAGGACCAAAUCUUCUGGCUGGCCGCCCCCUUCAGGGACCUGGAGCUCUUCACAGGGACCCCCCAAUGGCUGGGACAUGGGCACCAAUAGAGAAGGGCGUGACUGCUACAUCAACCACGUCUCCCAGAGCAGCUCCCUGGAGGAGGUUCGCCUGGACGGGGACAAGUUUGUGCCACCAGCGCCUCGGAAGGUGGAGAUGAGACGGGACCCAGUGCUUGGCUUCGGAUUCGUGGCAGGCAGUGAGAAACCUGUUGUGGUCCGCUCAGUCACACCAGGGGGUCCAUCAGAAGGGAAGCUGAUCCCAGGGGACGAGAUCAUCAUGAUUAAUGAUGAGCCAGUCAGCUCAGCUCCCAGGGAGCGGGUCAUUGACCUUGUCAGGAGCUGCAAGGAGUCCAUACUGUUGACUGUUGUUCAGCCAUACCCAUCACCAAAAUCAGCAUUCAUAAGCGCAGCCAAAAAGGCCAAAUUAAAGACUAAUCCUGUUAAAGUCCGCUUCGCUGAAGAGGUCAUCAUCAACGGCCAGGUUCCAGAAACAGUGAAGGACAACUCCCUUCUUUUUAUGCCAAAUGUGCUGAAGGUGUACCUGGAGAAUGGGCAGACGAAAUCAUUUAAAUUUGACAGCAACACAUCCAUUAAGGAUGUCAUCUUGACCCUGCAAGAGAAGCUAUCCAUUAAGAGCAUCGAGCACUUCUCUCUGAUGCUGGAACAGAGAGCAGAGGGAUCUGCCAGCAAACUCAUGCUCCUGCAUGAGCAGGAGAUGCUAACUCAGGUGACGCAGAGGCCAGGGUCACACAAGAUGAAAUGCUUCUUCCGCAUCACAUUCGUCCCAAAGGAUCCGGUGGAGCUGCUUAGAAGAGAUGCAGUGGCUUUUGAGUACCUUUAUGUUCAGAGCUGUAAUGAUGUGGUGCUGGAGAGAUUUGGGUCAGAGCUGAAAUACGACACGGCUCUCCAUCUGGCUGCCCUGCAAAUGUAUAUUCUAACCAUCAAUACCAAGCAGUCCCAGAAAGUCUCCCUCAAGUAUAUCGAGAAGGAGUGGGGUCUGGCUUUGUUCCUGCCUCCCGCCGUGUUGUCGAGCAUGAAAGAGAAGAACAUCAAAAAAGCUCUCACUCACAUCCUCAAAACCAACCAGAAUCUGGUGCCACCUGGUAAAAAGCUGACUGCUCUGCAAGCAAAGGUCCAUUAUCUGAAGUAUCUCAGUGAUUUAAGGCUAUAUGGAGGACGUGUGUUUAAAUCCACUCUUGUUCAAGGUGAGAAGCACACAGAGGUGACGUUACUGGUGGGGCCCAAAUAUGGCAUCAGCCAUGUGAUUAACACCAAAACAAACCUGGUGGCACUUCUGGCUGAUUUCAGCCACGUCAACCGGAUUGAGAUGUACACAGAAGACGAGAACCGGGUCAGAGUGGAACUACAUGUUCUGGACGUAAAGCCCAUCACUCUCCUAAUGGAGUCUGUUGAUGCGAUGAAUCUGGCCUGUUUGACUGCUGGCUACUACAGAUUACUGGUCGACUCUAGGCGCUCCAUCUUCAAUGUGGCCAAAAACACAGACGGCCACGCAGCAAGAAUAAAGCAGAACUACCAGCCCAUCGAGUGUACAUACAGCACACCGCAUAAAGGAUCUGAGGACAGGAACAACGUAAGGGGCAGCCAAGAUUAUUCUGAUCAGGAGUUUGAAUACCUCGACCACGGGAGGUGUGAAAGCCAACCGGUGUAUGUAACAGAGAUCCACCAGCCCCAGCACUCGAUGCACAUGUCAGAAAGAGCAGAGUGCUGUAGAAUCCCUUGCACCCAAACUUACCUCAAUGUCCCAAGGCCUAAACCCCAAGACUCUUCAAGGGGUGCAAAGGUCUCCUUUAUAUUUGGAGAUCCUCCUUUGGACAGUGUAAACCCCCAAAAUCUGGGCUACCAGAGACUGAUGGAUGAGAGCCCAGAGAUCCUAGACAAUCACAGCCCCAUGUACAGGCGACUCGAGGAGGACUAUAAGAUGAUGGAGGCCAUAGAGGAGGGGGACGGGUAUCACUACUCCACCAAAAUCUUUGGCACAACCGAAUGCAUCGAGGAGCCACUGCUGCAUGAUAUCUGCUACGCGGAGACGACGGAUGACGCAGAGGACGAGGACGACAUCAGCUGUGAGGAGGACAUAGUGAUGAGUGACAUUGACAAGCCCAUGUUGCUCUCGCUCUCAGGGUCUAGUGAUGACAUCAUUGACUUGACCUCCCUCCCUCCCCCACCGGAGGGGAAUGACGAGGAGGACAAUGACGUGCUGCUGCACUCUCUUAACCUGGCCAUCGCCGCUCCUCCUCCCGGCUUCAGGGACAGCUCAGACGAGGAGGAACAGCAAGGGGCCGGGUCUCGGGUCAAAGGGGCCUGCAAUGAUAUCCCAGUGUCUCUUAUAGAUUCAGUCCCCACCCACAGAGCAGGGGGCCAUGGGGAGCCUCUGAACGAGGCAGUGGUGUCCACCUUACAGGCCCUAGAGGCCCUCGCUGCAUCUGAGGAACAGAGUCCGGCACAGUCAGAGAGUAGCACAGGUGUAGAAAUAUCACGAGCCUUUAGUCCUGACUCCUCAGACUCUGGCAACGAGACAAACUCCUCUGAGAUGACGGAGAACUCGGAGCUGGCCACCGCUCAGAGACACUCAGACCCCCACCUGAGGCUUCACGUGGCCAUGACGGAGGGAUACCAUGCGAUGAAUGAUGAGAAAAGAGAGGGCACCGCGGCUAGCGGAGGUGGCGUGGGAGCUAUGCAGUACAACCCCCAGGAGCAUCAGGAGGAGGAGGCAAAGUCCUCGGCUGUCACCUCCUCUCAGAUCUUUCACCCAGACGGCGGUGAAAUGGAGCCGGAGACGAUGGAAAUCAAAUCAGUCAGUGAAUACUUCACCAAGAUGCAUAUGGGCUCGGUAAUGAGCAGACAGAGAGGAAAACAGAAGGAGGCUGAGAGCAGAAACCAAGGAGAAACCUGUGAAUCUCACACGAUUCCUCAGGACUCAGCUAAAGAUGAGCUCCCUCAUCUUGUUGGGAAGUAUAACGCUUUCACUGUGAGAGAUUCCUAUUACAUGAAUCAACUUGAUCUGGGGCGAACUCACUUUAAAGACAAGCAUCAAAAAUGGCAGCAGAGAGUGCCUGGUAACAAAAUGGCAGAAAAUCUGUCCACAGAUAGUGUGAAUGAGUCACAGGCUUCCCACGCAGAAAGGUUGACAGUAAAAGCAGAGAAACAAGACUCAGAUGAACGUGGCCAAAAGAUAGAUAUGCACACUCGCUCUCCAUCCAGAGGGCCUGCAGAGGGGGACGCUGCUACCCAAGAGAGCGAGCAGCAAAUCAAGAAUCCACCAUCAGAGCAGGACAUCACACGGUUGCAUGAAUACCACUUGAGCAAGCGUAUGUCAUCGAUACAGAGCGAGGGCAUUCAUUCUCUCCAAAGCUCACAAUGUUCCUCUAUAGACGCUGGUUGUAGCACAGGCAGCAGCAGCUGCGUCACUCCCAUGGAUUCCCCUCUUUGUGCCACAGACAGUAUGCAUGUUCUGUCGGAGUCAUCGCUCAAGGGACUGAAUUAUGUAACUGCUGAGGAGAGAGCUUAUGGGCCCUCAGGUCAGGUGAAGGCUGGCCAUCCCAUAGACCCCACCCUGCUGAGGAAGAUCCAUGCAGCAACAAGUGCAGAGCCGGGGUCACGAGGGACAGGGGACGGCAGUCACAGGAUGCCCAAGAUAAAAGAAACCACAGCUUGCACACAGCUGAAGAAAGUUGGGGAAGAGUCAUCUUUAGCUCUCUCUGAGACCACCACCACAACAUUGUCACCAUCAUCUUUAAGAAGUAGCACAGAGCCCAGCGGGCUAACACAGGCCCUACUAGAGCCUGACCCACACAUUGUGGCUUUCCCCUCAAACGGAUCUUCAUGUGACCCAAUGACAGGCAGCCUCAGAAAGCCACGCAGGGUUCGGACGCUCAGGAGGAGCUUGAGCACUAUAAUGCCAGGUUCAAGGAACUUAGAAGCCCUGUUUGUGAAGACAAAAACCUCACUUAAAGGAAAAAGCGUUGGUCAGAGCUGCCAAUCUCAAGAUCCCACAAAAGCAGAGAGGAUAUUCUCUUCUAAAACCUUGCCCAAGAGUUUGUCCCAGGGUUCAGUCGCACUAAAUCCAGGUGGUAGAAGGCAGGUAAGAGGAGCCUCCUCAUCACUACCAAAGUCUUCAACAUUAAGGCUGGAUGCAGGUACAUGGAAGUGUCGUGGACCAUUCAGUCACUGCUUCCUGAGGAGAAAGUCAGAUACUGAAGCCCACGAUGAAAACAGAGAGACGCCAUCACGUGCUCUGUUCUCUCUUAGCUCUGUUUCUUUUAGUCGCAGAGAGAACCCAGGCACGACGGCCAAGCGUAGUAAUAAAGACACGAGCCUUAAAGCAAGGCUGGCUCGUGUAAAUUCAAUGAAGGGGAAAACCUACAGCCUUCACACAGGGUUUGCACUCGCGAGAAAGGAUGCCUUAGAUAUGGUCACUGUGUUGCGUUCCAGCCUCGGUCACUCUUCCAAAGGUGAGAAGCGUGAAGUCGACGAGGUUGACAUGGAUACACACUCCCAGCUGCUUUUAAUGCAGGCCAAAGUGCUGGGCAGCGCCUGCUCUCAGAUGGCCGUGGAGUACAGCAGCCCAGAGGAGUUACUGCUCACUCUGACGCACAGCUUUCACACGCUCUGCUGCUUGACUCAGGCCUGCAUGUCGCUGGUUGAAGGCCUGAGCAGCGAGAGGGAGCGGCGCGAGGUGGUAGCCAAGGUGGAGGAGGUUGUGAUGAACUACGUGAGUCUGCUGAAAGCUGCUGAGAUGGCUUCAGGAGGCUCCCCCGGUGACCAAAGUGUGAAUGCAUUGACACAUCACUCUGCCACCAUGUCUACUAUUAUAAACACACUAACUCACUCGCUGCAAACACUGCUCAAAAAGUAAACUGUUGUUUUUUUGUUAUUUAUGUUCUAAUUAUUGAUUUUAAAGCCAUACAUAAGAGACAUGGGUGUAACAACCAAUGUGAACUGCUGUGAAAAAGAAUUACUUGCCUUGUGUAUACAAUAUUUUAUUAUGUAAAGUUAAAAUGAAAUUAUAUGAAACAGUAAAGUUUUAAAUAGAUUAUAUGAAGACCUUUAUGAAGAUGAAUAAAUCACUUCUCUCAAGUAUAUUAUCUGAUAUAUCAUAGGGAUUAUUUUGAUGAGAAAUUGGUUGUAUUAGGGACUUAAUAUUUAGAUUGCUACAAUCUUAAAAGAUCCUUGUUUAUAUUGUAAAAAAACUUUAUGUUAAAGAAAUGCAUACGAUAUACAGCUACUGACAAAUCAUUGCACAGGAAAAGACAUGACCUUUUAUUUGCUGCAAUCACCUUAAUUUAAUGAAAA
This is a messenger RNA of Cheilinus undulatus (humphead wrasse), 5478 nucleotides long. It is a transcript of the gene frmpd4, whose product is annotated as FERM and PDZ domain containing 4. The transcript has 17 exons. The record is from RefSeq and is a predicted model, not a curated record. NCBI's taxonomy places the organism in Eukaryota, Metazoa, Chordata, Actinopteri, Labriformes, Labridae. Gene Ontology annotation, cellular component: cytoskeleton. Gene Ontology annotation, molecular function: protein binding. Bases 80 to 5041 code for a protein of 1653 amino acids.